Messenger RNA from Pieris macdunnoughi, 1905 nucleotides. The record is from the annotation of a GenBank genome assembly. NCBI's taxonomy places the organism in Eukaryota, Metazoa, Arthropoda, Insecta, Lepidoptera, Pieridae.
AUGGGAAAGAAAAACAAAGAGUCCCUAGGCCGUUCUCUUAUUAAAGAUCGUUUUGCAAAAAAUCGGCACCGGAAACAUGUUGAAGACAAUACUAUGUUGCACACAACUGAAGUAAAUGAUGGUUACGACUGGGGCCGCUUGAACUUACAAUCAGUCACAGCAGAAUCUUCAUUACAAGAGUUUUUGUCUACAGCUGAGUUGGCUAACAGAGAAUUUAUAGCUGAAAAGCUUAAUGUAAAAUAUGUCAAGUCGGCUCCAAGUGCAGUGGAGUUACAGACAUCACAGCCAGAUUUUGAUGAACCACUGACAGUUCCAAGACGACCACCUUGGAAACCAGGUAUAUCAGCAGAAGACCAAAUUAACAGGGAAAAAGAUUCAUUUUUAGACUGGAGGAGACAUUUAAAUGAACUGCAAGCUAAACUUGGAGCAGCUGUCACACCAUACGAAAGAAAUAUUGAAUUGUGGAAGCAACUGUGGAGAACUUUAGAGAAAUCUGAUGUUGUGUUACUCCUCUUAGAUGCUAGGAAUCCAUUACUAUUUAGGUGCUUAGAUUUAGAAAUGUAUGCAGCAGAACAGAACUGCAAGAUUAUAUUGUUGUUAAAUAAAGCCGACUUGACAACAGAAUAUGUAAGAAAAUGUUGGGCAGAAUACUUUACAAAAGAGAAUAUAUCAAUCAUAUUUUUCUCUGCGGCUAAAACAGUUAAAGAAAGAAAAAUAUCAGAAGAAAGUGCCACAAAACCUGACCUGAAUGUUGAUUCAGGAACAGAAUCAAUCGAUUCUAAUGAUGAAACAGAUGAUGAAAACCCUGACAAUUUGAAACAAACAGAAAUUGACAUUCAGAACUUUAAAAAACAAUUAGGUGUUUUAGAUGAAGCUGUUACAAAUACGGCUACAAAAUUAUCAAACAUACAAGAAGCAUUAGAUAAGGUUUUAGAAAAUUUAAGACUAGGAAAGCCCAUAGAACCUUUAGAACUAAAGAAAAACAUCAGUGAAAGUGAUCAAAAUGCAAAUCCCAAUGAAGUUAAUGUGCCAAAAGUAACAAAUUUACAUGAAAUAUUUGGCAGAGAUCAACUUGUAGAUGUUUUGAAAAGUAUUAAGGUUGAUAAACUAAAAAAUCCACCAAGAUUAACAGUGGGAAUGAUUGGAUACCCUAAUGUUGGAAAAUCUAGUACAGUUAACAUUUUGAUGCAGACAAAAAAAGUUAGUGUAAGUUCAAUGCCAGGUCACACACGUCACAUCCAGUCACUAAUUCUUGAUGAUGAUAUAGAAUUACUGGAUUGCCCGGGUUUAGUGUUGCCAGCAUAUGCAGUUGCACCAGAUUUAUUGCUUACUGCUGUGUUGCCAAUUGAUCAGAUGCGAGCUCACGAUGCGGCGAUGGCCCGUCUUUGUCAAUUGGUCAGCCGGAACACGUUCGAAGAGAAAUAUGGUUUGCUGUUGCCUGAAUAUGAAGGAAGUGACUUGGAAUAUAAGAAGAUACUUACGGCGCAUGCGUUUAACCGCGGCUUCAUGACGGCGGCUGGUCAGCCGGACGUGUCCCGAUCUGCGAGACUUCUCCUCAAAGAUGCUGCUAGCGGACGAUUGCAUUGGGAACAGCUACCACCAGGCUUCAGUGCCCCCAGUGUGGAUAUUUUGAUAGAAGAUAAGAAGAAUGACACUAGAAAACCUACGCCAAGGGAAGCUAGAGCUGUUGAGGGUUGGUUGAGCAAAUCAAGUGAGAUUGAUAAAGCGUUUUUCGCAAUGAAAAAGGCCGGUCCCCACGUCAAAGGAAAGCCGAUACUCGGUAUAAGUGGUUCGCAGACGACUGAAAAUCUCCUCACCAAACCCUGGAAACAAGAAAAGCGCCACGCGAAUAAAAAUAAAAGAGAGAAAUUGAGACGAGUGUACGCGCACUUAGAUGAACAUUAA